Molecule: messenger RNA, 1427 nt
Organism: Triticum dicoccoides
Lineage: Eukaryota; Viridiplantae; Streptophyta; Magnoliopsida; Poales; Poaceae
Product: mediator of RNA polymerase II transcription subunit 11-like
Exons: 2
Coding region: 381-1010 (209 amino acids)
Biological process (GO): regulation of transcription by RNA polymerase II
Cellular component (GO): mediator complex
Molecular function (GO): transcription coregulator activity
Source: RefSeq, a predicted model, not a curated record
CUAUAGUGCAAGAAUCGCUAAUGAGAUUUGUUGCAAAAAGCUGGAGUAUGUAAUUGAGAAGAUGGAUGCUAUGCAACUAAACAUGGAGCAAAGUUCUAAUGGAGUUUAGCUAGUUGACUGGCAUUCUAGUACCCGGAGGGUUAGGAGCAGCACAGACCUGACCAAGCAUGACUGUUAAAUUAUUAAUGAAGCUUUCAGAUAAUUACUUGUCCGUUCGAAUGCGCAAAGCUUUGUUCAACUCUGAGUGAGGAGGUGUUUCACAUACAGUACAUUGAACUAGGAGAUCGUCCAUUGUAUUACUGUACAUCGGAUGUAACUACAUGUAUAAGUAAGAAAGGUUUAGUGGUGUGGUCGCACAACUCUGAGAUGUGGAGUACUACAUGGUUUCCUGCUUGUUCCUAAGAAACUUGCACGGGGUUCGCUAUUCUAGCUGGUGCACCCGAAAGCCGGCCGUGUCCGUCAGCUUCCUCCUGCGGAACGAAUCGGCUCUCCAUCUUUCGAGCUUGUUGCAGAGGUGCUCCGGCCAGUACGUGCUCCCAUCGUCGACGUGCAUCUCCUCGAGAACCAUGGCGUUCUCCACCAGGAACUUGGCGAGCUGGACCUGGACGCAGUCCGCCUCCUUGGCAUUGAACUGCAGCGUCACCUUCCGCAGACUCGUCUGCAAGCAGCUGAACACGCCGUCGUCGGUCAAGACCGCGGGGAGCUCCGAGACCUUGCUGACGGCACGACGCGAGGAAGCGGUCAUGGAUGCGAGCCUGUUGAAUCGGUCCAUGGACUGGGCGAAGGGCCUUCUGGCCGGAUCAUUGGUGUCGGGCUCGUCGUCGUCGCGGUACCAUUGCGUCAUGUUCAAGUUGAGCCGGAGCUCGGACAUGGCCGGGCAGGAGCGGAGCAGCCUCGCCAUUGCCAACGCGGCGCUGCUGCUCGUGUACUCAUGGAAUUCGUCUAGUUCGAGGAGCUUGAGGUUCGGGAAGGUUGGCAGGAUGGCCCCGCCGUGCUCCUCCUCGCCGUAGAUGAUGUCGUUCAUGAAGUUGACGUGCAGCUUUAAGGCCCUUGUGUUGGAGAAGCUUACGAGCAUACGUGACGUGGGCUCCACUGCGACUGCUCUCCGUGGAGAGUGGCGUUGAGGUCGACGCUUGACAGGCCCGGCGCCGGCGAUGCCAACGACAGCUUGAUGGCGUCCCCCGUGUAGCGGAAGUACGCAGGCUCGGCAUGUCGAGCUCGAUGCCCGAUGCUGGCGAGCUCCUUGUUAACAUGUAUUAUUCCAUGUGUAUUUGUACCUGUGUAUACUCUCCUAGUAUAUAGGAUCGUGGGUGUUGCCUGGGCCUGCGUGCCACAUUCAUCGGGCCUUCUGUUGUAACUCACCCUGUAUAUGUUGUACCGAUGGCAAUAUGCCAAACACAGAGAAUAUUAUUGAGCCGUUCUCCUUC